Molecule: messenger RNA, 843 nt
Organism: Erigeron canadensis
Lineage: Eukaryota; Viridiplantae; Streptophyta; Magnoliopsida; Asterales; Asteraceae
Product: rRNA biogenesis protein rrp36-like
Biological process (GO): maturation of SSU-rRNA from tricistronic rRNA transcript (SSU-rRNA, 5.8S rRNA, LSU-rRNA)
Cellular component (GO): nucleolus; 90S preribosome
Source: RefSeq, a predicted model, not a curated record
CUAUCCAUUAUGGGAGUAACUCAAGAAGUAAGGUUAUGAGAGUUCUGCUCACAAUGGUGAAGUAAUUGGUUCUGAGAACCUGACAGAUGUAAAAGAAAAAGUUUGUACUAACGAUGAUGUAAGUCGUGAAAAUGAAAAUCAUUAUGAGCGAGGUGGAGGAAAAGUCUGUGGACAGGUUAACUGAGGCUGAACUUGAAGAGCUGAAGGUGGAACAAGAUAUUAUUAUUCUUGUUAUGAUGAAUCGGUUCAGUGAUGAUAUGCCUACUUCCAGCAAGAUCAAAUUUGACGACAUUAGCGAUGACGAUGACGAGGAAGCAGAAUCGGCUUCUGACGAUGAUGGGAAGAAUGAGGUAUAUGGGGUGUUUGCCAACGUUGCAUUUGAGGAGUUGCAAAAGGCACGUUUAGAUGGGUCACAUGUAAUUAAUCAGAAGCCUAAGUUAGAGAGGAAGGGUAAACGAGAGCACAUAAAUAGGCCAAUGGAGAUCAGCAGCAAAAAGCCCGUUGGUAGAAUUAGAGAAGUCAUUCAGCCUCUUAAAAAGGUUAUCUGUGACCCUCGUUUUGAAUUUUUAUGUGGAGCCCUUGAUGUAGAUGGGUUCAAAAAAAGAUAUAACUUUCUAUACGAGUGUGAGCUUCCUGAUGAGAAAAAGCGAUUGAAGGAACAGAUGGAGAGGACAAAGGACCCAGAAGUCCUUGAUGGGUUGAAAGUCGUUGAUGGGUUCAAAAAGCGAGUUGCAUGGAUUGACAAACAAUUGAAAAUCAGCAUCCAGAAGUGUCCUACAUUGCCUCCCCCUAACAGUCUCACAGCCUCCAUAGAAUUAAUACCAGUAAAUAUCAAUUGACAAC